Pisolithus orientalis is the source of this 3456-nucleotide messenger RNA. RefSeq lists its product as uncharacterized. Lineage: Eukaryota; Fungi; Basidiomycota; Agaricomycetes; Boletales; Pisolithaceae. The coding region runs from base 1 to 3456 and encodes 1151 amino acids. The transcript is spliced from 10 exons. The record is from RefSeq and is a predicted model, not a curated record. Gene Ontology annotation, molecular function: protein binding.
AUGACAAUGGAUACAAAACAAAGCGAGAUUGUAUCUCAGAGUGAUAUAUGGGCAGCCACCUUUGCAGACGAAAGUCAGGUCGUAGGAGGAUAUGACAACGGUGAAAUUCGUCGAUGGAAGAUUAAAGACGGACAGCAACAGGGUCCAACCAUGCAAGCCAUUAGUGCUGUUCAUUCCAUUGUCGUUUCCCAAGAUGGCCACUGGAUGGUGACUGGUACUGGAGACGGCAGCCACAGGACAAUCGUCUGGAAUGCAAUCACUCAUGAAAAAGUGCACGAGUUCACAGAACACCACGGUUGGGUAACUGCGCUCGAUAUCUCGCACGACUCUACUAUAUUUGCGACUGCGGACUACUUCAACGCUCAGAUAUUCAGCAUCACUUCCGGUAUCCGUCUCCUGCCUCCCCUCCCACAUCAUUCGAUUGCGGGUAUCAAGUUCUCCCCAGAUGCCAGCCGAUUUGCUACCUCCUCGUGUUAUGAUGGUUUCCGCGUCUACAGCACCCACAAUGGCAGUAUCUUGUUCGAUUCAGGUACUCAGGGUUCAACCGGUCCAUGGUCAAGAACUCCGUUGGUCUGGUCGUCUGAUGGCGAGCAGCUGUUGAUUGCGAGCGUAGGCAAAAUCACCCGCUUCGACCUAUCGACGUCAUCGUCUUCAGAAUGGUUGAUCCAUGAAAACCAAUCUCCUGCAUAUAUAGCAUCCAACGGCAGAUUUAUUGCAUGUGCCGCAGGCCCAUCAGUUUCACUGUGGGAUUUUGUGUCUCACAAGCAGAUUAGCAGCAUUAUCACACACACCUCGCAGAUCAAAUCCGUCGCUCUCUCACCGAGUGGGGCGUAUCUCGCAUGUGGAAAUGGUAGGAAUAUCACAGUUCACAAUCUCAGAGAUGUCCUUUCCCUCAGAUAUUUUGACCAUGGUCUUCCGCUUGUACAAGUGAGUGAUAGGACCCUCAAGUCAUGGACACAGGACGACCCGACGAACACCGAAAGGCUGCUCUCAGAGGAGCUCAAUAGUGCUUCAAUCCCUAGACACUACGUGCUAGCAAACCGCGCUCUUAUAAGAGCACAUCUAAAACAUUCGAUACCUGCGAUAGAGGAUGCGAGGGAGUCCCUCCGGGUUCAACCAUCGCCUAUUGGCCACAUCGCGAUGGCGGUUGCUCUACUUGGCCAGGGCGACAGAGAGGGUGCGCUAUGGAUAUUUGACUUUGCCUCUCAUGAUUGUGAGCCGCAUGGUAUCAGAUUUCUUUUACUACUGAAGGUCCUUGGAGUUAUGUACAUGAAGAAGGGGGAUUAUGGACGUGCAAUACCGUUGAUCGAGCGUGCGAAGAACCUCGCCCCCGAGGACAAACAAUGUCCUCCGCUAGUAACGAUCUCGCUAAUAUUCAGGUGGAGUUUCGAUGAUCCGGACAUCGUUUCUCAGCAAUGUCUAUGUGAGACCCUCUAUGCUGAGGGACGUGCAGCCGAAGCUGUGGAAAUCCUCCUCUACAUUGUCAAGACAUCAAACAAUGAGAUCCAGGCGAGCAAGGCAACUGUUGCUUGGGUCGCAGAUUUUACCAAGAAAUGCAUUGCAGCACUUGAGCAUGUUGGCAAUGAAGCCUUCGGAUUUACAGAACAUGAUAAUGCAAUAACACAAAACUCUGCAGUGUUGCCUCCAAGCCUUGCAGCUCUGUUUAUCAAGCGGAGCAGAGCUCGAGCGGGAAAGGGGUUGUGGGAGGAUGCACUGCGGGAUGCAAAUGAGGCAGUGAAAGCGGACCCCUCCAGCCCUUGGGGCUAUGAGGCCAAGCAUGUGGCACUUCAUGGAGCAAAACGGUACGACGAAGCGAUUGAUGCUUCCAAGUCUAUGCUGCAAGUGAUUGAACAGUCCCAUGACCCUGCAAUCAGGCAAUUGCGGAAGAACUAUGUUUCUCCAUCCGAGACGAUUGCAGCUAUUGAUCCUGUUAUCCAUGGCAUUCUUAAAAAUUGUCCCCUCGUCGUCAUCGAUCUUACCACUGGUCGCCUCUGUGAUGGUCAUGAGCGGUUGCAUAUAUUCAAGGCUGAUCCAAUGUUUAAAGAGCUUGUUUCGUCCACGACGAAAGAAGUGGACAACGAGCGGAUCCUACGACUGGUUGCAAGGUUUUUCGGAUAUGCUAUGUUCUCGCAUGCGUGGCAGGGAAACGAGCCGUCAUUCCAGGACGUCAACAGAGUUGACUCCAAGUCUGUGUGGGACCUUCCCGAUACGCCCCUGAAUAACAAGCUGCGCAAUUUCUGCAAGGAGGCACGCAGACUUGGUUACAACUGGGCAUGGUCGGAUACGUGUUGUAUCGACAAGACCACGGGACCCAUCCUUAAUCAAUCUCUCAGCAUCCAUGUACCAAUGCCUGGGGACCUUAGGCGUAGUUUCUGGAUGACACGAGCCUGGACUUUGCAAGAACUUCUCUCCCCGAAGGCCAUCAUUUUCUAUGACUCUGAAUGGAAACCAUACCUUGGCGAUAUUGUUGCGAACCACAAGGAAUCUCCGGGGAUCAUGCAAGAACUAGCAGAUGCUAUCCAGAUCCCCCAUGGAACUAUUAUCAAGUUCUCUCCAGACGAUCUCGGAGUGCGCGAGAAACUUCGUCUCGCUUCGACCCGCAAUGCGACAGUCGAGGAAGACGUCGCGUAUUCCCUCAUCGGCAUAUUCAAGUCCGAUAUCAGGCCUCAGUACGGAGAGAGAGUUGACGCUCUCGGGCAUCUCCUGGAGGAAAUCGUGGCUCGCACUAGCGAAGUCACCGUGCUUGCAUGGUCAGGGCAGUCAUCGUCAUACAACAGUUGUCUCCCGGCUUCCAUUUCCGUUUACAGCCAAACUCCCUACAACCCUCCAUCACUCGAAGGGGAAGAAAUGGAAACGUGCAUGACGAAAUUACGUGGCAAGUUGUCUCAAGAAAACACCCUGAGCAUUUGUCAUCAGAUCAAGUUUCUUCCACCUGCCCGUUUUUGGAGUCGACGUUUACAUCUCCCAUGCAUCGUCUUCCCUGUCAGGAAACUCAGUAUACAGGGGCUGCGUAGAGGCAAUGAGAAGCUGUAUCGUGCCAGGGUGUCGGGUCUUGGAAAUGUGGAGUUCACGACCGCAGGCGAUCUCCCGUUCAACGAGCCACAGAAAUUUGUCUUCGCACAUCCGUGGAUUCGCCAUAUUCGAGGUCCGAGUAGUGGGAUUGCCUGGGGAGGCUCGGAGUUUGAUCCUGAGUCGGAUUUGGAUGGUGACGCUGGAUCGGAUGAAGAUGCGCCCCCUUCGCCAUUACAUGCUGGUUCCGUGCCACAUGUUAGCGACUAUACCCUGGCACUACAGAUGAUUGCUCGCCUCGGGCAACCGUUCAGCGCACUGCUUCUCGUACAGCAGCCGAAUGGAGAGUACAAGAGGGUCGCUGCAGAGAACGAGAUUAUCGUCUCGGGACUCGGAACCAAUAUCACUUCCAAGAACACUCUGGCGACAGUCUUGGAAAUCCUUUGA